Tripterygium wilfordii is the source of this 1125-nucleotide messenger RNA. RefSeq names its product proteasome subunit alpha type-6-like. NCBI's taxonomy places the organism in Eukaryota, Viridiplantae, Streptophyta, Magnoliopsida, Celastrales, Celastraceae. The transcript has 9 exons. The record is from RefSeq and is a predicted model, not a curated record. Bases 147 to 887 code for a protein of 246 amino acids. Gene Ontology annotation, cellular component: proteasome core complex; cytosol; proteasome core complex, alpha-subunit complex. Gene Ontology annotation, biological process: ubiquitin-dependent protein catabolic process.
CCUCUGGACUCUGGAGCAAGACUUCUACUACUUUCAUCUCUGUGCACACAUCAAUCUCAGAAUCGCUCGCAGAUACGAUCUCCAUUGUUUUACUUUUUCGUUAUAAUUAGAAGAAGAGAAGCGGAGAUUCAAGGCGAGUUGCGAGGAUGAGCAGAGGAAGCGGAGGAGGAUACGAUCGUCACAUCACCAUCUUUUCGCCCGAGGGUCGCCUCUUUCAAGUCGAAUAUGCUUUUAAGGCUGUCAAGGCGUCUGGGAUCACCUCUAUUGGUGUACGAGGAAAGGACUCUGUAUGCGUUGUGACGCAAAGGAAGGUCCCAGACAAGCUUUUGGAUCAGACAAGUGUCACACAUCUUUUCCCCAUUACAAAGUUCCUUGGGUUACUAGCCACUGGCCUCACAGCUGACGCAAGGACCUUGGUUCAACAGGCAAGGAAUGAAGCAGCUGAGUUUCGAUUCAAAUAUGGAUAUGAGAUGCCUGUGGAUGUAUUGGCUAGAUGGAUUGCUGACAAGUCACAAGUCUAUACUCAACAUGCUUAUAUGAGACCUCUUGGAGUUGUUGCCAUGGUAUUGGGUAUUGAUGAUGAAGAAGGGGCUCGGCUUUAUAAGUGUGAUCCAGCUGGCCAUUUCUUUGGCCACAAGGCGACUAGUGCUGGUGUGAAAGAGCAAGAAGCAAUUAACUUCUUAGAGAAGAAGAUGAAGAAUGAUCCGGCAUUUUCUUAUGAGGAGACAGUGCAGACAGCAAUUUCUGCCUUACAGUCAGUUCUUCAAGAAGAUUUUAAGGCCACUGAGAUUGAGGUUGGAGUUGUAAGGAAAGAGAACCCAGUGUUCAGAGUGUUGUCAACUGAUGAAAUCGAUGAGCACUUGACUGCCAUAAGCGAGCGAGACUGAAGACCAACAAGGCAUAGGAGAAGUAAGGAAGAAUCUGUGUGUGUCUCAACGUUCCUAAUAUCAGCCUGCGGGUUUGAUUGUGGUUUUCAUUUUAGACCGACUGUUUUAUGAGAUUUAUCAGAGUAUUUUGCAAUUUGUAAUUUGGGUUAUCAGCCUUCAACUGUAUGUUUAACUUAAACCUUGUUUUUAGAUUGUGAUCAAAAUGGACUGGACUGAUAAGUUCACUCUUUCUACUGCA